This is a messenger RNA of Chelmon rostratus (copperband butterflyfish), 5709 nucleotides long. RefSeq names its product zinc finger E-box binding homeobox 1b (gene zeb1b). Gene Ontology annotation, molecular function: DNA-binding transcription factor activity, RNA polymerase II-specific; RNA polymerase II cis-regulatory region sequence-specific DNA binding. The record is from RefSeq and is a predicted model, not a curated record. The transcript is spliced from 8 exons. Gene Ontology annotation, biological process: anatomical structure development; regulation of transcription by RNA polymerase II. NCBI's taxonomy places the organism in Eukaryota, Metazoa, Chordata, Actinopteri, Chaetodontiformes, Chaetodontidae. Bases 16 to 3291 code for a protein of 1091 amino acids.
CACAACGAAAGGAUCAUGGCGGAUGGCCCCAGGUGUAAGCGCAGAAAGCAGGCGAACCCGAGGAGGAACAACGUGACUAACUACAAUAAUGUGGUGGAGGCCGGCUCAGACUCAGAUGACGAGGACAAGCUGCACAUCGUGGAGGAGGAAGGCAGCCUGGCGGACGGGGCCGACUGCGACAGCACCCUGCCAGACGACGAGCACCCCAGAGAGCGCUGCUGGGACGGAGUGAAGGAGGAUUGUGUGUCAGACGGCGAGGAUGACGUGAGCACAGACGCCCUAGUGGAGGAGAUGCUCCAGCAAGGAGACACGGCCGUCAUCUACCCAGAGGCCCCAGAGGACGAGCCUCAACGUCAGGGCACCCCUGAUGCCAGCGUCCAUGAUGAGAAUGGAACUCCUGAUUCGUUUUCUCAGCUGCUCACCUGCCCGUACUGCGCACGUGGCUACAAGCGUUACAGCUCCCUGAAGGAGCACAUCAAGUACCGGCACGAGAAGACCGAAGAGAGCUUCAGCUGCCCGGAGUGCAGCUACAGCUUCGCAUACCGCGCUCAACUGGAGAGGCAUAUGACAGUCCACAAGGGCGGACGGGAUCAGAGACACAUCACACAGUCGGGAGGCAAUCGUAAAUUCAAGUGCACUGAAUGUGGCAAAGCAUUCAAAUACAAGCAUCAUCUGAAGGAGCACCUACGCAUCCACAGCGGAGAGAAACCCUAUGAGUGCUCCAACUGCAAGAAGCGGUUCUCCCACUCAGGCUCAUACAGCUCCCACAUCAGCAGUAAGAAAUGCAUCAGCGUCAUCUCAGUUAACGGCAGACCACGCUUAGGGAACACCAAAAGCCAGACCCAGGGUCCAUCGCCGGUGAUGCCCACGUCACCCUCAGUCCUCCGCACCCAGAUUAGAGAGAAGCUGGAGCACAGCAAGCCCCUGCAGGAGCAGCUGCCCCUCAACCAGAUCAAGACUGAGCCUAUGGACUACGAGUACAAGCCGGCGGUGAUAACAUCCCCAACUGUGACCACCAUGAACGGUGGGAUUUUCAAUGGAGGUGCUGCAGCUCCUCUGCAGGGCACAGUACAGGCAGUGGUCCUGCCCACUGUUGGGCUGGUGUCACCCAUCAGCAUCAACCUGGCAGACCUGCAGAAUGCUCUGAAAGUGGCAGUGGACGGUAACGUCAUUCGCCAGGUACUGGAAAGCAAUGCCAAAGGCCAGGGACAGGUGAACUCGGGGCUAACCACUGGAACUCUCCAUGCGCCACAGCAGCAGCUCAUCUCAGCCAUCAGUCUGCCUAUUGUGGGACAGGAUGGAAAUGCAAAAAUCAUAAUAAACUACAGUUUGGACCCCAACCAGGGCCAACUCACUGCGCAAAACCUAAAGAAAGAGCCUGAGCCUAACUCACCAGCUCAGACCACCACUGACACCUUCAAGUCGCAGAAACUCCCAGAAGAUCUGACCAUCAAAGGAACCAGACCCAAAGAGACUAAAGAAAGAGAGGAAAAGACCACUAAAACUUGUCUCCUGUGUGAUAACUGUCCCGGUGGGCUGGAAGCACUCCAUGCCCUCAAGCACUGCAAGACAGAUGGUCUCAGGCUGAAUGGAGCAGGCCUGGAUAAGUCUGAGUCUGCUGUCGCCGCCCUGCUGUCAGAGGGAGGGCUCUGCAACCAGCCCAAAAACCUAUUGUCCCUGCUGAAGGCCUACUUUGCUUUAAAUGCAGAGCCCACCAAGGAUGAGCUGGCUAAGAUCUCUGACUCAGUCAGCCUGCCGAUCCAUGUGGUUAAGAAGUGGUUUGACAAAAUGCAGGAGGGCCAGAUAUCACUGGGUGCCCCAACACCUCCCUCAGAGGAAGAGGACACCUGUGAAGCCAACAGUGUGGUGUCUCUGGUCCCAGGGAAGGACACGGCCAAUAUGAGCCCAUCUGUGACCCAAGAUAGCCCGACAGAAGCCACCCCAGCAGAGGUCAACGGCACUGACAGGUCACCGGCCUCCCCCUCGCCACUAAACCUGACAGCUGGGGGUCCCGUCCCAGCCCAGCCUCCUCAGAGCACUGAGGGACCCCUAGACCUGUCGCUGCCAAAGCCAGCCAGAGAGGAAGUGGAGAGAGUGGUGGCUAAAGGCCGUGUUUACCCCUCCCCUUCUUCUGGCUCUACCAAUGUGGAUGAACCCCUAAACUUAACUUGCACAAAGAAAGAGGCAUCGCCACUCUCAGCCAUGGGCGCCAGCCCCAUUGCAAUGUACGCCAGCCAGCCAAGUGCCAAACCCCUCGACAUUGUGACCACAAUGCAAUGCCUAAGGGCACUUGCCACUAACAACAAACAGACUAUCCUGAUCCCCCAGCUGGCUUACACCUAUACCACUACAGCAAACAGCCCUGCCGGGACCGAGACGCACGAAACCAUCCACCUCAACGGAUUGAAGGAAGAGAAGCAGGACACGGGCUCAGAGGGCGUGUCCACCGUGGAGGAGCAGAACGACUCUGACUCGGGUCCUCAGAGGAAGAAGAUGAAGAAGACGGACAGCGGCAUGUACGCCUGCGACCUGUGCGACAAGAUCUUCCAGAAGAGCAGCUCGCUGCUGAGACACAAAUAUGAACACACAGGGAAGCGACCUCACGAGUGCGGCAUCUGCAGCAAGGCCUUCAAACACAAACACCACUUGAUCGAACACAUGCGGCUGCACUCGGGGGAGAAGCCGUACCAGUGCGACAAGUGCGGCAAGCGCUUCUCCCACUCGGGCUCCUACUCGCAGCACAUGAACCACCGCUACUCCUACUGCAAGAAGGAGACGCAGAGCCAAGGCGGAGGUCGGGAGAGCCCCGAGGAGGACGGCGAGGCCCAGGCCGAGAUGGAGGCCCUGGCCCGGGUGCAGAGGCGGCACCUGGCCCCCUCCCAGGUAGACUCGGACGAGCGAGGGAGCAGCACCAGAGAGGAUGAGGAGAGCGAGGAGGAGGAGGAGGAGGAGGAGGAAGGUGUGGUGGACAUGGAUGACAUCCAGGUGGUGCAGAUAGGUGAUGAAGGAGGGGAUGAGGAGGAGGAGGAGGAAGAGAGGAAUGAGGAGGAGAUAGAGCGAGUACUGGUGGAGGGACGAGAGGAGGAGAAGACAGAGAUGGAGGUGAAAGAGGAAGAAGAGGAGGCUGACACAAGGCAGGAGGAGGAGCUCAGGAGCGUUCAGGAAGUCAAGAUGGAGGAAGAGGAGGCGAUGGAUGCAGAAGAAGGGGUGACGGAAGAGGGGAAAGCCGAGGGGGAGGCCACAGAAGAGAGUGGAGGCGAAACAGACAGGAAUGUGGUUUCUGAAGACUAGAACCAGACGGCGCAGGAGAAAGGAGAUAUUGACUAAGAGAGGAAGCAGACUCCUCCAUGAGACACAAUCAGAUUCCUCCUCUCGCCGGCAGAGGAGGAACGCAGGAGAUGAUGUCUGGUCACUCUGACAGUUCGUUUCAGUUCACUACUGUGUAGAAAUCCAGGUGUGCCUGAAAAAAUACUCGUGACUUUUCCACAGGAGAACGAUAUCUCACUGUUAGAAAAACCCAUUUGUAAAGAAAAUGAUGAAGACAAACACAAAUUUAAAAAAACGAAGGAAAUGCAUUAUACAGACUUUGGAAGCUAGAGCCGACACGUUUUAGAUAAUGUUUUAUUACUAAAACACCUUGGGUCAUUUCUUUUUAUCAGUGUUACUAAUUUUAUCACUCAUAUUUUAACCUUUAAAAGCUGUACAGUUGGGAGAUAUUUCUAUACCUUUUUAUUGCCAAUGAACAAAAAAAGUCAGUAUUUUAUUAAGUUGGAAGGAAAAUAAGAAAAAUCCUGUGCACUACAAGUGGCUUGGUUUACCUAUGGAUUGAGCAGUUGAGUUGUGUUGUCUACCCUUCAGUAUUACCGCACUAGAUGUUACACGCCAUCACGCUAGCAGAUGUUAGCAUACCAUGUCUUUUUGAUGUUCUUUUGAUUGGAUUGUGAGCCUUAAGAAGAAGAACAAUGGAGAGCAGAUGGGUCUCUUCAGUCAUUUACUUGCUUUUAGACACAUCCAGGUGUCCAGGUUUCUUUACAAAUCAGUGUUUUAUAGGAACAGUUUGAUGUUCUGGGAAAUAUGCUCAUGUCUUUUCUUGGUGAGAGUGAGAUGAGAAGUUCGAUACCACUCUCAUGCGUGUCUGCCAGACAUGCAGCCAGCAGCUGCUCAGCUUAGCUUAGCAUAGCAUGAAGAACAGGGGGAAACAGCUGCUGAAUCCAAAGCUGCUAAAGCUAACAGUUAUUUCUUGCUUACCUACAGCUCCACACUGCAGAGCAGAAGGUGGUGGUAAUGCAUGCCAGACUAUUUCUGACUUCCACACAGUGCCAGGCUAGCCGUUUCCUCCAGCACUAUUUAUGCUAAACUCAGCUAACCGCCUCCUGGCUGCAGCUUCAUAAUCACCAGACAGAUGUGAGAGUGGUAUGAAUCUUCUCAUCUAACUCUCAGCAAGAAAGCAAGUGAGUGUAUUUUCCCAAAAUGUCAAACUAUUGCUUUAAUGUUCAGAGCGAGCAGAAAGGGGAUGUAGAAAACUGUCUGACCCUCCCGAUACCCACCCCCCACUCCGAGCCAUAUGCAAAAAAAAAUCCACCUAAAACAAGACAAACAUGCAUAUCGAAAGUGCCAUUGAAUAUUGCUGUUGAAGCUUAGCAGCUACGAUCAGGUAUUGCCGGGUCCCAGAUAAACCAAUAAGCCGGAAUACUGUUGACUCCUGCUCGCCACCACACCUGAGAGCUAAGAGUUAGCCUACCACAUAAUCAUGUAUCAUAGGUUUUAGAUAAACUGCUUUUAUUUCAAAUCUGAGCGGCUAAAAGAAUUACAAUGCACAUGUUUUCUAAUGGAUGAUGAUGAAGUAUGAUUUCUAAUUGUUAACUGUGUCCUGCCUUUUCAAAGCUUAUUCAGUGCACUUGUUUAACACACCAUGAAACGCUCAGAUGUCUCUUCAGGUAACAAAAUGUAGGCAAAUAUGAAUCCCAGGAGUUUAAUUCAAUGAUGUUUUUACCUGUCAGUAUUAUUUUUUGUCUCUUAUGUUGUUGUAUGUUCUGUUUCAGUGUGUGUACUGUAUGUUUUCAGUAAUGGCAGUAUUAUCCCCACCCCCAAGGAGAUGGGUAUGUCUGUUUAGUCAUAGAGAACUUUUAUAUUUAUGUGUCUUAUUUUUUAUAUUUCUUUAUGGUUAUUUAUUACACUAUGUAGUGUACAAUACUGUAGUUUGUAUUAAUACGAUAAUAUAUUUUAGUAUGGAAAAAAAGAUUCAAAGGCAAAUAACUAAAAGCCUGGAAAAAUGAGACUCCAGCAUACUGAAGUAUGUUUUUCGAACAAACAAAAUGAUGUUUUUCCUUGGGAAAAAAAGAAACUCGCACCCUGCAAGCCUGAAAAUUGGAACCUGUGACCUCUCUGCAUCCAUUCUCAUGUUAGUUUAGUUUUCUUUCCCCUCUCUAAUAUGAAGCUACUGAACUUUUGAAAACUAAUAGUAUGUCUAAUAGCAUGAGUGUGUGCUGUUUUGUUGAAGGAUUAUCCUUAACCACACAACCUGUCCUUUUUGCCAAGCCAAAAUAAUAUUGACGUAUGUUCUUGUUUUUAUUUGUGCCAAUUUGUUACUUUAUAUGUCAGUGUCAAGACCACGCCUACUUUUAUAUGCCCCUCCCCUUUAACACCCUCAUCUUUUUUAUAGUGGUUGUUUUUUGUUUGUUCUCUUUUUUUUUGUUCAUUUUUUUAUGA